AUGAGCUACGCAUAUCCAAACGCUCCGUUCCAUCCCGCCCGUCGCAAUUCCACCUCUGGACUUUCGAACAUCCUCGUCCAAAUACAAAACGCACUCCCGCCAUGGGCUCAGCAAUGGAUUGCGGAGCUGCGCGCGCAGUCGCGGGCAGGGAGACGGAGGAGCCCGAGUGAACUGAAAGCCAUGGGACGAUCUACGAUCAGACGGAUGGUUACGAUCGCAAAUGCGUUGAUUCUUUUCUGGGUGUGGACAUUAUGGUGGGGUGAGAGGACGGUGUUUCAGGAGAGUUUGGAGGGGUGUAGUUGGGGGGAGUGGGAGAAGUGGCCGUCGCAUGCUACUCCUCACCAUGUCGCAUUCGUCGCCGAUCCGCAAUUAGUCGAUCCCCAUACGUAUCCCGGACGGCCGUGGCCGCUGUCGACUUUGACGGUGAAGUUUACGGAUCAAUACCUGCGGCGGUCGUUUUCGUCGAUGCAGAGGGAUUUGGGACCCGAUACGGUGCUGUUUCUUGGUGAUCUAUUCGAUGGAGGUAGAGAAUGGGCGACGGGGACGACGUCUAGCCCCGACGAGCGCUACAAGAAAUACAAGGAUUCAUUCUGGAAGAAGGAGUACAGUCGCUUUGGUCGGAUAUUCUCAGACCAGUUCAAAGAAGGGGAUGCACUCUCGCGGGAUCCUCUUGGUCGACGGAUGAUUGCGAGUUUGCCUGGGAAUCAUGAUCUGGGGUUUGGAUCGGGGAUCCAGGUGCCUGUUCGGGAUCGGUUCCAGACGUUUUUUGGGAAGGGGAACCGGGUGGAUGUGCUGGGGAAUCACACUUUCGUGUCGGUCGAUACGGUGUCGCUUAGUGCGAUGGAUCAGCCGGAUCCGCAGACUGGCAGCACGGGGGCUGGGUCUGGGGAUGGGGAUUCGCCCAAUGAGGCGAUUUGGAAGGAAGCGGAGGAGUUUCUGAACCAGAUGAAUGUGCACAAGGCGAAGGCGGAGACACACGAGCUGAAGUCCCUCCGGGGCCAAGCUGAGGGAUAUCAAUUCCACCAUGCUGCUGUGGAGGUUAAAGAACCCUCGCUUGGCCAACUCCCGCAGUCGGAGACGGUUGGACUUCCCACUAUCCUUCUCACGCAUGUUCCAUUGUAUCGCAAGGCGGCUACACCAUGUGGGCCAUAUCGAGAACAUUACCCGCCAUCGUCGAGUGACGAGGAACCUCAAGAAGAUGAGCAGAACUCGCUGAAGAUCAGCGGCGGCUACCAAUACCAGAACGUCCUCACACAAACCAUCUCCAACGACCUGGUCUCGAAAGUCGGACCUAACCUCGUGCACGUUUACUCCGGCGAUGACCAUGACUAUUGCGAGAUCGCACACCGCGAAUUCAGUGGCUCGCCCAGAGAGAUCACAGUGAAGAGUCUCUCAUGGGCAAUGGGCGUCCGACGACCAGGCUUUGUCCUAACAAGUCUCUGGAACCCAAUCGAUCCUACCACGGGCAAGUCCCUCGAGAACGUCUCACCGACUCUGCAAAACCACCUAUGCCUCCUCCCGGACCAACUGUCGAUCUUCAUCCACUACGCAAUGGUCCUGGUAUUAACCCUGGUCACCCUCCUCGCAAGGGCAGUCCUGGUAACCAUAUACCCGUCCCAAUCAAACAACGCCGAUGCUGGCCCAAUCCUCCCCCUCACCAAAGUCCAGCGCCAUGUCCCUACAUCCAGUAUUUCCAGCUCUACAAUCUUCGCACCGCACGGUCUAGCCAGCCGCGGCACGAACACGAAUUCCAGAUCCUUUGAAUACUACCCAGAGAAAGGUCACGAGGGGAGUCCAACCAAGGGUACGUCUUCUGGGCAAGGGCACGGACAGCGGUCGGGGAAUGGGAAUGGGAAGGGUGUGUUGGGUGCUGUGUGGGGGGCAUUUCUGGGGGAGGUGUGGUUUGUUGCGAAGGUUGUGCUGGGGUGGUAUAUAUUUUUGAUAUGGAGGUGGUAG
Messenger RNA from Aspergillus chevalieri, 1956 nucleotides. RefSeq names its product putative manganese ion homeostasis (Fr). Gene Ontology annotation, biological process: GPI anchor biosynthetic process. Lineage: Eukaryota; Fungi; Ascomycota; Eurotiomycetes; Eurotiales; Aspergillaceae. Gene Ontology annotation, cellular component: endoplasmic reticulum. The coding region runs from base 1 to 1956 and encodes 651 amino acids. The record is from RefSeq and is a predicted model, not a curated record. Gene Ontology annotation, molecular function: hydrolase activity. The transcript has 2 exons.